AUGAUUCCUGUAAGAUAUUCACGGAUAUGCGCCACGCUGUGGCUGUUCUGCGCCGUCCUCAGCGCCACUGCGGAGUCUGGCGAUCAGAACACAACUACCACAAAGGCCAUUCGCACCACCAUCCUCCCCUCGAGAACCACGAGGACCGAACUCAAAGUCUCUAGGAGCCUUAACCCUCUCAGUACAGAGACUGUUAACGUCAAAACAAAAGCUGGACACGUGACGCAACUCAUAGUCAAAAAGAAAGACUCAAAGUCCACAACAUACGCCAGCACCACAACCCCCGCCCCCACAACUGUGUCCGUUAAAACAACAUUUAUUAAUGCCACAGGAGACGAUAAAAACAAAACUGAAGUUAGAGAUCAAAGGAAACUUAAUUUUGUCGGAACUGUCAACAGUGAUCUAGCCGGUUUCGAUUACUACCUGAACCGGAACAAAGACGAAAGCUUCGGUGAUGUCAAAGCAGAAUACGGAAACUGGUCACCCGUCUCUGUCUACCCUGAAUCCCACAUUCAGGAAGAUGGCAGAAAACCGGACAUAGAUCCUGAAACAGCCAGUUACUAUCCCACAUAUGAUAACGAUAAAAAAAUGGAAAACAAAAAAGUUUAUAUCACAUCAACAAGUUUCCUUGACUAUGGUGGACGUGUUAAAAGCUACAAAUUCGAUCCCCAUAACCCGAUCAUUAAAAAUGAUAGGAACCCGGUAUAUAUUGAAGUUGUAAGCACUAAAGUGUCAGACGGGGAAGAUGACACAUUUAAAGUCCCUGAUCCUGUUGUAGUAAGUUCAGAUCCAAUGUACUUAAAGAAGGCUAUUGACAAAUAUAACAAGCGUGGAAGGUCUAUUUUAUCGGUAAGUGAUGAAGGAAUCCCGGAAAUUCAUGGCGUUAGAGUACCCGAUGACGAAACUGACAAGAAGACUUGGCGUAAUGCAAGAGUAGUCAAUGGUGAAUUAUUGCCUUACCCUGAAGGAUACACUCCUCCAAAAGCAAUACCCGAAGCAGAUGUUUACCCAGAUCUAUCAGCGGCCGAGCCUUCACAAAGUUUCGGUCCUUUCACUAAGGAAGACAACUUUAAACAUAAAGACGGGCCGUUUACGAAAUUUGACAAUGUUAAAUUUGAUGCUGAUGACGCUGUUGAUCCUUAUACUAUCAACAACAAUCCAAAUUAUGUGUAUAAACAGAAAAAAGACAAUCAUUACUUGAAAUCUAGCUACGGUCCUUUCACUAAAGCCGAUAAUUCAAAAGUAGCCAACUCAAAACUCAUCGAAUACAUUAAGCAGAUAAACGAGCAAGAGUCGAAGCGUGACUACUUUAGUGGGCGCAGUUCAAGAGCUCAUGGAGAUAUGGAUUAUGCCGAGAGUCACAUACAAAGAAGAAUGCUCCAACAUCCAGGAGAUGUUAAUUUUCCUAACUCUUUAGUAUAUACACCUAAAAAUUCUAAAGUAAUCUUUGACGAAAGUCAAAGAAAUCCAGUUUUACAAUAUGCUCAUCCUGAACUCGGAAUUCAACCUGCCAAGGCAACGCGUGAUGGUGUCGACAACUAUGAGACCAUGGGAAGGAAGGUUAAAUACUAUACCAGCGUACCAAAGAGCGCUCAUCCUUAUCCCAUGGAGCCUAUAAAUGGGUAUAACCAACAAAGAUCUCAAAGUAAAAUACCCCCUAGCAACAGAUACUAUGAAGACGAAUAUAAUAAAUUCUCGUAUUAUGAACGCAACCAUAGUCCGAAAUACCCGUACUCUUAUAGCUACGUUAAACGUGUACCAGAGCCUUCUUUAUGGAAGAGAUUCACAGAUUCUAUGAAAGACACAAUAAACAGCGCAAGUCAAACAGUUCAGUCACUAACGCGACCCAUCAUAGAUCCAAUUACAAAAAUAACUCAACCUGUAUUCGAUCCAAUUGUGGAAGCAACACACAAAAUUUCACACAACUUAGGCCUCUACCCAUCCAACGCAAUACAAACACAAAGGUACGCUCAGGACAAGAUAGGCGUCGCAGCUGCUGCAUCGGGGGCUCCUGCUAUGCUUCCAGCAUUGGGACUUAUGGCUGGAGGAGCAGCGUUAGGUCUCGGGGCAGUAGCAAUGGGCAGGUUUUUAGAUGUUAAUUUAAUGCGAAACUCUGGUCUUAAUGAAGAUACCGAUGAAGAUGAAUUGGAAAAAGAGCACAAACGUGCAUUUCUUGGUGCACCGUACGAUAUUGACAAGCAAAUAUUAAGUACGCAGAAAUUCUUUGACGAUAAUUACAAAAUGCCAAGUGAAAAUGUUUAUGUGGUAAUGUCACCCGAUGACAGCGAGGGUAAUCGCGCCAAACGGGAUUUACUGAGCUAUGUCAACGUGCCAUAUCACAGUGGUGUGUUAAAAAGAGUGAAGCACAGUGUUAAAAGAUCGUUAUCAGAAGACAUGCCUGACGACUUACAGCGUGUGGACAGUGGUUUAAGCUCAUCAAGUUUAACUACGGCAGCCAUGGAUUUGGUGAGACAAACGGACUGGAGAGAUUCGCAGUGUGCAAAAUUCACAUUCUGCAAAGUGCUAACAUCGCAACCGUCGGAUUCAAUCUUCGCAAUGGAGAAGAAAAUGGAGUCAUUACUCAAAAUGAUUUCCCGUGCCAACAGUGACAGUGCGUCUGCAGUGGCACAUCAGUUGGGCGACGUGAUGGCAGCGAGCCGCGACCACGACUGCGCCCGCUUCUACUGCGACCGGCACUGA
Molecule: messenger RNA, 2700 nt
Organism: Parnassius mnemosyne (clouded apollo)
Lineage: Eukaryota; Metazoa; Arthropoda; Insecta; Lepidoptera; Papilionidae
Source: the annotation of a GenBank genome assembly